Molecule: messenger RNA, 879 nt
Organism: Monosiga brevicollis MX1
Lineage: Eukaryota; Choanoflagellata; Craspedida; Salpingoecidae
Exons: 2
Coding region: 1-879 (292 amino acids)
Source: RefSeq, a predicted model, not a curated record
AUGGUCAAUCGGGCCAAUGUGACGCAACUGCUCGCGGGUCUACAACGUCUGGCGGAGAUUCAGCCCAGCACACGCUGGAGCCGCGUGGUCCCGCGGGUCAUCACCAGCGGUGCAGGCACCAUUCAGUACUUCCAGGUGGGCGAUCUCAAUGGCGACGGAGAUCUUGAUGUGGUCGGCGCUGAUCAAGAGCUUGCAGAGGUGAAUUGGUAUCGCAACCUGGGCAACCUGAGCAACUUUGCUUUUUCAGGCCCGUUGCCCCUGAAUGCCAAUCUUGGCCCAAACGCUCCCAUUGCGGUGGCAGACCUCAACAAUGAUGGGCAUUUGGACGUGUUGGUGGCCACGGCUGGCCCAAUCACCUCCUUGGUGUGGCACCCCAACCUGGGCAAUGGCACCUUUGCCCCCUCGAUCACGCUGGCUAAUCUUCAAGACCAGCCUCAAGCCAUUGCGGUGGCAGACCUCGACGACGAUGGUCUUUUGGACGUAGCCUCCAUCGGCUCGACAUCGACCGCGUCCUUUGGGUGGUUUCAAAAUCAGGGCUUUGGAAACUUUCGGCAGCAGCAGGUCAUCGACAAUGCCAAACCUCUGCCCACACGUCUCCUGGCGGCUGAUCUGGACACGGAUGGCGACAUGGAUCUAGUUGUGUUUGACCCCGCCAGUCACGCGAUGCGCUGCUCUCAAACUCUCUCUCUCUCUCUCUCUCUCUCUCUCUCUCUCUCUCUCUCUCUCUCUCUCUCUCUCUCUCUCUCUCUCUCUCUCUCUCUCUCUCUCUCUCUCUCUCUCUCUCUCUCUGCACGCUGGAAGAAGCGGCUCACGGCGACCCUGCACAUUGCCAACAAGGACAUGUUGGUGCGCCACUUUGGGCAGGGGCUUUGGGUGUAG